Messenger RNA from Fulvia fulva, 1314 nucleotides. Its product is annotated as Stress response protein ish1. The record is from RefSeq and is a predicted model, not a curated record. NCBI's taxonomy places the organism in Eukaryota, Fungi, Ascomycota, Dothideomycetes, Mycosphaerellales, Mycosphaerellaceae. The coding region runs from base 1 to 1314 and encodes 437 amino acids. The transcript has 3 exons.
AUGAAGCUCUCACUCGCCUCAUUGGCGCUCGCCUGUUUGGCGACUCAGGCCACAGCAGAUUGGUUUGGCAAAGCAGCAUACGACAAGUGGCACGAGACGGAGCUUGAGAGAUGGCUCAGCGACCACAACGUCCCAUACCCCGCCGCAUCUGACCGCAAGGACCUGCAAGAAUUGGUCAAGAAGAACUGGGAGAACAACGUCGUCAAGCCAUACAACUCGUGGGACGUCAACCAGCUCCAGAGCUAUCUUGGCUCCAAGGGCCAGGAAGUGAAGAAGGGUACCGAGAAGAACAAGGACAGCCUCAUUCAGCAAGUCCAGAGCUACUGGUACCAGACCACUGACCAGGCCAACGACGCGUACUACAACGUUGAGCACUGGAUCUUUGACACCUGGACCGAGUCGCAGCUCAAGCAGUUCCUCGACAAGCACAACAUCCCCAACCCAAACCCACGCACUCGCGACUCUCUUGUCUCCACCGCGCGCUCUAACUACCACAAGGUCGCUGAGAAGGCCGGCGAGACUGCUGCCUACCCAGGCAACUGGCUCUACGACUCCUGGUCGGACUCUGACCUCAAGGCCUGGCUCGAUGAGCGCGGCGUGCCUGUCCCACAGCCAAGCACCCGUGACAAGCUCAUCGCUUCUCUCCGCCGCAACUCUAAGAUCGCCUCUGACCGCGCGAAGGAACAGUACGCCUCCGCCGCCAAGAGCGCCGAGUCUGCUCAGCAGUCUUUAAGCGACCAGCUUCUCGAGAGCUGGAGUGACAGCGAGAUCAAGGCCUGGUGCGACAAGUACGGCAUCCCAGUUCCACAGGGCAGCAAGCGCAACGAGCUCAUUGCCCUCGCCCGCAAGCACUCCCAGCAGGCUAUCCACGGCAACACCGCCUCAUCUGCCUCCAAGUCGGCCGCUUCCGCCUACGGUGCCGCCACUAGCAGCGCUGGCAACUACUACGCCCAGGCCACCGACGAUGCCUACAGCGGCUUCCGCUACUACUACGACGUCGUCGCCAACCAGCUCGGCUUCGCUUCCGCUGAGGCCUCCGCCAGCUUGAGCUCCGCUUCCUCUGUGGCCUCCAGGAGCUUGAGCUCUGCCUCUUCCACUGGCAGCAUCCAGGCAUCGAAGUCAUCCAUCGAGGCCUCCAAGUCUGCUUCCUCCGCCUCCAUCCAGGCCAGCAAGAACGCCAAGAGCGGUGCUUCCGAGGCUAGCAAGAGCGCUCAGAGUGGCGCCUCGGCCGCUAGCAAGUCUGCCCAGAGUGCAGCUUCCGUUGCCAAGGGCAAGGCGAAGAGUGCUACCGACCAGGCCAAGGCUGAGUUGUAA